Verruconis gallopava is the source of this 2272-nucleotide messenger RNA. RefSeq lists its product as uncharacterized. The transcript is spliced from 2 exons. The record is from RefSeq and is a predicted model, not a curated record. NCBI's taxonomy places the organism in Eukaryota, Fungi, Ascomycota, Dothideomycetes, Venturiales, Sympoventuriaceae. Bases 748 to 1842 code for a protein of 364 amino acids. Gene Ontology annotation, cellular component: fungal-type vacuole; plasma membrane.
CAUGCCUGAAUGCAAUUUUCCUGCUCGAUUACUCUGCAGCAGAUCUGCGCUAGGAUCUAGAUACUCGACAGGUCCGUGUCGACGCCACCCAGCCAGCGCUUCGACCAAUCGAACGUUUGUAAACUGACCUCAAUCCUCCGGUGAAAAGAUUCGCCCUGGCGACUUGCCGUUUCAAGGACGCGGGGAUCAUUACUCUUGCCGAAUUCCAACACGUUCCACUUGCGGCGCACUGGAAGGCCCGGCCGAUCGAGCAAGCGCUUGUUUAAUUAUCGUGGCGUGGGAAUCUGCUUGGGCAAUAUAUCCCCGUCAGCCCAGCAACAUGUGUCCGACACCCUUCGUAACAUUGAGUAUAUAGGCUCCACCUCGUCGUUUUACCGAGCCGCCACCCCGCAAAAAUAAAGGUACCCUUGUGCUCCUGGGGUUCUGGGAGUCCGCUCAGCGGGAGCGUUCUUGGUUUCUUAGCAUCUGUCCCUAUAUUACCGUCUGUGCCCCCGUGGUCGUCUGCAGGCUUUGCACUCUGCGCGCAAACCUAUCCGUGAAGGCCUGGAGGAAACACGGUCGAGCGCCCCUUCUAGCGCAUGCCCGUCGCCGAUCGAACAGCUGCAAGACAAUUUUCAACUCGACAAACUCGUAUCUCUGCUUUGUCGUGCAACUUUGCGUGGCCGGUCCCCACAAUCACUCUUUGGAUGAAGUCUCACCACGCCUUGAGGUUGGGCACGCAGAGCAGCUAAACCGCGCCCUCAGAACAUGUCGGAUCCAAAUUCGAACUUCUACGAAGCUAUCCGAUGUCUUCAAGGGACGAAAGCGGAGCGAACGGCAUGUCGCAAUGCGUGCACCGUCGACACCUGUCCGCUCAUCCUCUCCUUCUGGAAUUACUUGCCUGAUGUACCGCUCAACUCGGCGUUCGCCGGCCUUUUCGGAAUCUACACAAUCACCGUCCUUCUACUUGGUAUCUAUGUCCGGAAGUUCAGGACCUACACCGCGGUCAUCUUUGUUGGGGAACUCAUGGAGGUCUUUGGGUUCGUUGCGAGAGUAUACGCCCAUGCCUACCCCUUCAGCGACGCCGCGUACAUCAUGCAAAUGGUCUGCCUUACGCUGGCACCGACUUUCAUGGCUGCGGGUAUAUACUUUUCACUCCAACGUCUGGUCAUCACCUUUUCUGGAGAGCUCUCGCGCAUCCCUCCGCUGUGGAUCCCACGGGUGUUCAUUGUCUGUGACAUCCUCUCGCUGUUCUUGCAAGGUAUGGGAGGAGCACUGGCGGCGUACUACGCGUCGCAACAAGAGCUUCCCGAUAAGGGCAACUACACUAUGAUCAGCGGUCUGUCCUUCCAGGCUUUGACCUUGCUCUUGUUCCUCACUCUUGCGGUCGACUACGCAUUCCGGCUGUGGAGGUUUCAAAAGAACGUCGGGUGGGGCGUGUUGAACCAGGACCCGAUCGCCGCCGGCCUGAGAGAAAGCAAACGCAUAAAGUGGCUGAUCUCGUCGCUCACCAUCUCCGGCAUCCUCAUCUUCUUCCGAAGCAUAUACAGGGUCCUGGAGCUCUCCGAAGGCUGGAAGGGCUUCCUCAUGUCCUCCGAAAAGUACGUCGUCGGACUCGAGACCAUACCUGUCAUCAUAGCGGGCGGGCUCCUCGCCGUCUUGCACCCUGGCUUCUGCUUCCAAGGCGAGGACGACCCCAUCCCGCUCCGACGCAAGGUUAAGACGCCGCCUCGCGAUCCGGAAGCCGAGCCGCUGUACACCAUCCGACGGUGGAACGAGAAAACGGGCAAGAUCGAGAUCGAGGUCAUCUACGAGCCGGAUCAUCCCAUCGUCCGGAACUUGCAGCAGAUGGUCAAACUAUAGACACGUCAAUCCAUCAUGGAGGGGAGGUGGGGGUUUGGCUUUCUCUCCCCUUCUUUGUAAUCCUCAUCCCAAAGAUAUACCACCAACAUCAUCAGUCACCAACCUCUUCGUACUUUUUGUUUGAUUGUUUGAACAAAAUCCGGAAUGAAGCAUUUGUACGGCGCAAAAACUGUCUCUCCUAUAGACGCGGCGAUGUCUAUACCUCCUGCAUCUUCUCUUUAUAUAUAUAUAUACAUAUAUUAAAUUUCGUUGCCUCCCUUGCGCAGGCAGCGAAACAUGCAGCUCGUCGGCCACGGCUUUCGAGCCUAUGUUCGACAGACAUGCACACACGCGAACGCACUCAAAUGAUGAACCAUUUUUCACUCCUUUUGGAAACAAUGACAAUGGCUCGGAAAUAGCUACAUAGAGACACAUAGUAAUAACAAACCCG